CUCCAAUGUAGCGAAUGCAAAAUGUAAUAAGAUGUCCUUUAACCGCACUACAAAUGUUCCAGAUUAUGGUUCAACAGACACUAGGUAUGGUGGUACACGCAAUAAUCGACCUCAACCCAGAUCAAAUUUUGACAUUAAUCUCUAUCACCAACUCUGUGACGAUAUAAGUUGCAACAUAUUUUCUAUAAAUAAUAAUGCUCUUGAGAAAGCAUCAAAGGAAGUUGGAACUCCAACAGAUACUCCUUUGCUUAGAGACAAAAUACAUAAUACCAGGCAAAGUACAAAAGAUCUGGUAUCUAUUACCACUCAACGUUUGAAAGAUCUAACAAAUAUUGUUACUAAAGGAGCCAGAGAGCAUAAACUUCAAGCAGAGAGAGUUAGAAAUGAGUUUGGAGCUACUGUUCAACGAUAUGAUACUUUGCAAAAGCAAUUGGAUCCUAAGAUGAAGCAGGCUGUACUACAAAAUCAAAAUGUUAGUAGAAAUGUAUGGGACGAAGAAGAUGAUGAAGAUCAACAAGCUUUAGUUCAAGCUGAAAGAAUACAGCAAUAUCAAAUACAAGAAGAGUUAGAAUUCGAACAAGGCUUACUGCUUGAAAGAGCAGAAAAAAUUAGGCAAAUUGAAGCAGAUAUGUUAGAUGUCAAUGUAGUAUUUAGAGAUUUAGCUGCAAUGGUACAUGAACAAGGCACUACUAUAGGUUCCAUUGAAGAAAAUAUAACUACAGCUGCUUACAAUGUUGAAGAAGGAGGGGAACAACUUUUAAAAGCAAGAAAUUAUCAGGCAGCUUACCGAAAGAAAUUGUGUUGUUUUGUUGUAAUUCUAGUAGUCAUUGCAGUCAUUCUAGCUAUAAUUGUAUCAGUAUCUUUAAACUCAAAAUAAGUGCAGUAAUUAAAAUUUUAGAUUAUUAUGUUUUACAAACCAAAUAUAGUCAUGCAACUGUGAUACUAUUGCACUUAAAGCUCUCAUUAUAUUGUUUAACUUUUAAGUUUAAUUUCUUUUUGCUUGUUAAGUUUUAUAUUGUUACUAAACCUAAAUGUGUUUCUUUUCAAAUAAUAAUAAUUUUUACUUACAAAAUGUCAUUGCAUUAAUAUUGGAUUAGCAAUUUCUUUCUCUACUAUCUUUUCUCAUAAGUGUAAAUUUCUAAGCCCUAUUUAUUUUUAAAGAAUAAGUAAAAACCAUUUUAGAUGAGUUUUAAAUUUUGGUGAAUUUUUUAUCACAAAUUUUAAAAACAGUUAAUUGAGAUAAGUAGUAAGAUG
Messenger RNA from Parasteatoda tepidariorum (common house spider), 1254 nucleotides. Lineage: Eukaryota; Metazoa; Arthropoda; Arachnida; Araneae; Theridiidae. The record is from RefSeq and is a predicted model, not a curated record.